Messenger RNA from Esox lucius (northern pike), 1691 nucleotides. RefSeq lists its product as uncharacterized. Gene Ontology annotation, cellular component: nucleoplasm. The transcript is spliced from 6 exons. The record is from RefSeq and is a predicted model, not a curated record. Lineage: Eukaryota; Metazoa; Chordata; Actinopteri; Esociformes; Esocidae. Gene Ontology annotation, biological process: protein localization to heterochromatin; negative regulation of DNA-templated transcription; negative regulation of gene expression, epigenetic. The coding region runs from base 598 to 1122 and encodes 174 amino acids.
GUCAAACAUAUAGUAAGUCACAGGUGGCAGGGUCAGGUAGUAUAAUAUGGGUGGUGGACAAGCUUUCUUUGUCUAUAUUAAUACAUUUAUUGGUUGUGUGAUUUCGUUUUUUUUUUUAAAGGAAACUUGUUUUGAGGGCAGUCUUAUCUGGAGACUGGCCUAUAAACGCUGAACGUUUAAGGAUCCUUCCGCAUUUUACUCAAAUGUUUGUUUUGAGCUGUGUCAUUUGAAAGUUUACCUACGCCGCGGGUAGAACAAGUUGGAUUGCCACACCUUGUACAAUAUUGAUAUUGAAAUCGAAACAAAAAAAUUAUUUAAGCGACGCGAUAAUGAAACGAAGUUGACAGAGAAACACAGUAAAUCCACACUUCCUGAUCAGACGUGCCUUACUGCUAACAACCAAAUCAGCCGCAGAAAACAAAUUGGCACUAAAUUAAGGUAAAUAAAUGGAUCCACGGCUGCACGAGUCUCCACAUUGCAAGUCUUGUAAAGCCUACCUAAAACUCCACACCGUGAUUGCAGCAUUAAGUGUCCAGCCAACGCAAUGUUCUAAGCGAAACAGACACUGACCAGGAUGAGAGACGAUCUUUCAGAAGUAUGAGAAGUCCGCCCAGACCCAGAGUUUCCAGUUCGUUUAGGCCGAGGUUUGGAGGAAGAUUCUUCAGACCACGGUUCAUGAGGGACGAUCAUGUGUUCCGGAAGCCCCGAUUAAGUUUAGGGUUCCAGAGGUACAACUCCUUCAGUCCCCGGCCACGUUUCACCUGGAGAGAACAGCCUGGUUCCACAGGCCCAGACAGCCAGUACAACAACCAGCGGAACGUGGAGACCAACUCCCCCACCCGAGGUUCUAUACCUAAAAAACACACUGUUACAGGGGCUGUGAAGUAUUCGGCAGGGCCCAGCAGAAACGUGGAGAAGCAGCCCGUGUCAUUCAAAGUGUAUCGUCAGGACUGUGACACGUUUGGCGUGGUGGUGAAGAUGCUGGUAGCCAAGGACCCGUCUCUGGAGCGGCCCAUCCAGUCGUCCCUACAGGAAAACCUCCGGGACAUCGGCCUGCGCUGUGUAGAGGCCAUGCAACAGUUCAUUGAGGACUACGACACUAGGGAACCGUUGCCAUUGUGACCGGGGCGGGCGCACACAGCUCUUCCUCAACCAAGUGCCAUGCGUUUCUGUGAGAACGCGCACACAGCCAUAUCUCAACCAGCUCAGAAAUGUACCUGCCAAUCCUACACCGGCUGAUGGAUGGGCUAAGUGACAUCACCAACGUUGAAUAGUACUAAUGACUGGCCUAUACACUGAGUCAAGAGCCCACCUGUCCCAGUGUCUUCAGGCAGGCUGGGGUCCCUACCGGUGCUCUGCCUUCUGCAGGAUCAUGGGACAGGGUUGUGACCUGUAAUGUGACUCCUACUGAAACGAUCAUCUCUGAUAUUUUCCAACUCUCAGUACCCUUGACAGACGAUGCCACCACUUCUCGGGUGUUUUCUGGUGAUUGUACGAUCAAUUCCAAACCACUUUGAACUGAAAUGUUGACCUUUUUUAAUAGACGUCCAAAGGAAAUAAUGUAUGAGCUGAUUAUUGUCUUGCAAUAUUAUACUGUAAUAUUUGAAUAUGCUCUUUUGAUAUGGAGGACUUAUCUAUUCAAAAAACCUUUUGGGAGUUCUUAGAGUAAUAAAAUGUUUUCUUAAAUAUGA